Molecule: messenger RNA, 1053 nt
Organism: Drosophila sulfurigaster albostrigata
Lineage: Eukaryota; Metazoa; Arthropoda; Insecta; Diptera; Drosophilidae
Exons: 3
Coding region: 361-792 (143 amino acids)
Source: RefSeq, a predicted model, not a curated record
UUGUUAGCAAACAAACAGGGUGGCAAGGACUGCAAAAUAUUUUCAUCUUGAGUCGUGGUUUCGGCUAUUUUUGAGAUAAACUUGAAAGUGUGACGACAACAGAGCUGCCUACUUUGCUGCCUCCGAACGUGCCUGACUUAAAGUUCUAUUCGUUUUUUUACAAUUAAUACACCAUGGUCGAUUUAACUGAUGCCGGUUCACCAUUCCAACAGUCAAUUCCCAAUCUUGCAUUUUAUGUGCCGGCUGUUGUUGUUUUCGGAUUAGCAGACACAAUAAACCGUUAAGCAAAACUACUCGUAACUCGCUUAAGCUAAGAGCAGCGUCGUGAUUAGAAGAGAGAGAGAGGGAAUUGAAUAAAUAAUGGCAGAAGAUCCAAUAAAUCAACAAGCAUUCGCCGAUGAUGUGGCUGCCGCGGCCGCAGCUGGCGGAGAUCAGGGCUUCGUAGCGCCACCUGGCGCCGGUCCCGGCAGUCCAGACUUUAAAAUGCCCAGCGCCGAUGAGAUAUGGAAAAUGGUCGAGUCCAUGGAAGGCAUUUCGGAUGAAGAGCGUGCCGAGCUGCGCGAAAGUAUAUUCAAUCCAAAGCCGCCAUCGCCGGAGGAUUUCAUGAGGCAGUAUGGACAUCCCGGCCACAGUUCUCGAGAGUAUAUUGUGUUCUUUGUGAUGAUAACGCUCAUAUUGCUCGUCUUUGCUCUCUUUGGCUACAAGCUGUACAAAUCGCUAACGGAGAAGGAGCUGAAGAAGCAGGAGAAACUCAAGAGCAAGCAACAGAAGAAGGCUAAGAAGUCGAAUUGAUUUAUUGACUAGACGACGACGAUGAUGAUGAUGACGAUGGUGAAUUGAAGCCAGCACAUGGCUAUAGAUUUUAAUACUUCUGGAUACUGGCAAUAAAGGCAAAAGCAACCGAGCGUAGAUUCAUUAAAUUUAUAUUAAAUUGAGAGAAUUGAAAAUCUAAAUAAAUUCCUGUAAAUGAUAAAAUUGUAUAUCUCCCCCCCUCCCGUGUGUACGUGUAGAAAAUAUGCAUAAUACUUAAUAUACAAGUUAUAUACAUUGAAA